AUUACUUUUUUUUCGUUUAGUCCUAUAUACUACUUGCAAAGCUAAGCUAUGCACUCUGUCCGUCGCCUUCGGCUACUUCGUGCGGCGUUCACACCUACCAGUCAGAUCCGCCAAAUUCACCUGUCUAAUAUGUCGUCGAAGCCAGUGCGUGCUCUUAUCAUGGGUCCUCCAGGAUCGGGUAAAGGAACUGUCUCUGAACGCAUUGUUAGCACUUUUAAGGUAACACACUUAUCGAGUGGAGAUGUGCUCCGAUCCCAAAUCAAAGAAGGUACAGAAGUUGGCUUGAAAGCAAAAGCGAUCGUGGAAAAGGGAGGGCUUGUACCUGACGAAGUCAUGAUAGAACUGAUAAUGGCCAAGAUGAAGGAGUUAUCUGGAGAGAGCUGGCUUUUAGAUGGUUUUCCAAGAACUGUUGUGCAGGCAGGGAAGCUGGGCGAUAAACAGGAGCUUGAUGUUGUAAUAAACUUAGAUGUUCCAUUUGACACCAUAAUUGAUAGAAUUUCAAAACGUUGGAUACAUCCAGGUAGUGGGAAGACAUACAACUUGGAUUUCAACCCUCCUAAAGUUCCAGGAAAAGAUGAUGACACAGGUGAGGAUCUUGUUCAAAGGGAUGAUGAUAAGCCUGAGACUGUGCGACAGAGAUUAAAACAGUAUGAGGAAAUGACAAAGCCACUUAUUGAUUUUUAUACGAAACAGGGAACACUUAAGUCAUUUUCUGGGACGGAAACAAAUGUAAUAUGGCCUAAAGUCAAAGAUUAUCUUGCUAAAAAUUUCUUCAAACAAUAAGAAACUGUUGGAAUGUGAGACAAAUUCCUCAACUGUUUAUUUUAUAUAAUUGUUCACAAGUUGUUUAUUAGGUAUUUUUCUCGGGUUCAGUGAGUAUUGUUAAAUACUCACCUAUCUUUUGGCAAAUAAUUUUCAGAUAUCAUUCUUUGUGUAUGAAGCCUUCAAUUAUUAAUGGUUGGUGAAGGUUUCCUAGUUGGAUAUGGAUUUAACUCACUAACAGUGGUCAUAUUCUGCUGUUUAGUAAUUUUUUAUAGAUUAUCUUGUUUAGAUUUUCAGGUCCAAAUCUUUGCAAAUGAAAAAUUACAAAUUUUUUCCAAUGUCCAAAGCAUGUGUCAAAAAAACAAAAAUCGCUGAUUAGCAAAUUGCAAGUUCUAUGCUCUCACAAAAGAAAACUGAUCAAAUGGGAAAGAGUUGUGUAAUUCAGGUUAUUAUUUGUGGGCUCAAUCCUUUAACUCCCAUGAGUGACCAAGACAGAAUUUCUCCAUACCUAAUCAAUACAGUAUCAAGUAGACAAGUGUUGAGAGUAAAGAAAGAUAUCAAGUUGGGGA
Messenger RNA from Stylophora pistillata, 1331 nucleotides. RefSeq names its product GTP:AMP phosphotransferase AK3, mitochondrial. The record is from RefSeq and is a predicted model, not a curated record. Gene Ontology annotation, biological process: nucleobase-containing compound metabolic process. Gene Ontology annotation, molecular function: AMP kinase activity; ATP binding. Lineage: Eukaryota; Metazoa; Cnidaria; Anthozoa; Scleractinia; Pocilloporidae. Gene Ontology annotation, cellular component: mitochondrion.